This is a messenger RNA of Prosopis cineraria, 1996 nucleotides long. Its product is annotated as coiled-coil domain-containing protein SCD2. The transcript is spliced from 17 exons. The coding region runs from base 121 to 1731 and encodes 536 amino acids. Gene Ontology annotation, biological process: cytokinesis by cell plate formation. NCBI's taxonomy places the organism in Eukaryota, Viridiplantae, Streptophyta, Magnoliopsida, Fabales, Fabaceae. The record is from RefSeq and is a predicted model, not a curated record.
CUAGUCUCACUCGAAAACAAACACGCUUGAAAUAUUGGAUUAGCCGGUAAAGAACUUUCAUUACAGUUCACUCAAAGAUCCAGGCGAGGCAAGCACCUCUUGCAUUGUGGUUGGAGGCGUAUGGAUCCACAAGGAACUCAGAGUCCGGUUUCUAUCCGCCAUUGGAGUAGCGAAUCCGGCAUCACUUCGCCGGCACGUAAUGGCCACGUUCGCUCUUCUUCCGUCUCUGGAAUCUCCAAUAUCAAAAGGACCCAGAAUGUCGCUGCUAAGGCCGCCGCUCAGCGCCUUGCUCAGGUCAUGGCGUCUCAGACUCCUGACGACGACGAAGAAGACGAUUACGAUUUAGGAUUUCGCUACACUGCUCCUCCUCCUUUGUCUCUUUCCAGGACUAGCAAAUCCUCUGUUCCUCCUGCCUCAACUAAUAGAUCGCCGUCACCUGCGUUAGCUCGUAACAUGGUAGAUGAAGCAACAUCAGCCCGAUCAACAUCAGCUGGAAGACCUUCAAUGUCUGUUCGUCAAGCAACUGUGAUACCACCAACUAGAACACAGCCAAAGGCUCCAGCUCCCGUUCUUCCAAUAGAGCCUUCUGUUAUUAAGCCCAAAGAUAAAAGAUUUUCAUUGGAUCCUGGACUAGUUAAACCAAAAGAGUCAGAAAAUCAGCACCAGGCUUCUUCUCUUCGUGAUGAGCUUGAUAUGCUUCAAGAAGAGAAUGAGAGUGUUCUUGAGAAGCUCAGACUUGAGGAAGAGAGAUGUGAAGAGGCAGAGGCUAGAGUUAGGGAGCUUGAAAAACAGGUUGCUGCCCUUGGAGAAGGUGUAUCUUUGGAAGCUAAACUCUUGAGCAGAAAGGAAGCUGCAUUGCGUCAGAGAGAGGCUGCAUUAAAAAAUGCAAAAGACUCAAAGGCUGGAUUCAAUAAGGAAAUAACAUCUCUACAUGUUGAAGUUGAGAAUGCAAAAGCUGAAACUGCAGCUGCAGUUAGUCAGCUUCAUGGGGCUGAAUCUGAAGUGAAAGCUCUUCGAUCAAUGACACAGAGAAUGGUAUUAACUCAGAAAGAAAUGGAAGAAGUUGUUCUUAAGAGGUGUUGGCUUGCUCGUUAUUGGGGUUUAGCUGCAAAAUAUGGCAUCUGUGCAGAUAUUGCUGUUUCCAAGUAUGAACAUUGGUCAUCCCUAGCCCCUCUUCCAUUUGAGGUGGUUGUUUCUGCAGGGCAGAAGGCUAAGGAGGAAUGCUGGGAAAAAGGUGAGGAUGCACCUGAGAAGAGGAGCAAACUUGUUCAGGAUUUUAAUGAUCUUACUGGAGAAGGAAAUAUUGAAAGUAUGCUUUCAGUUGAAAUGGGGCUAAAGGAGCUUGCUUCCUUGAAGGUUGAGGAUGCUAUUGUGCUUGCAUUAGCCCAACAACGGCGUCCAAGUUCUGCUCGACAAUCUGUUUCAGAUCUUAAAUCACCACGGGAUCCCAAGUUUAUGGAGGCAUUUGAUUUGAGUCCAGAGGAGUCUGAGGACGUUCUUUUUAAGGAGGCAUGGCUGACAUAUUUUUGGAGGAGAGCCAAGGCUCACGGUAUAGAGGAGGACAUUGCCGAUGAGCGUCUUCAGUUUUGGAUCAGUCGGAGUAGGCAUUCACCUACUUCGCACGAUGCUGUCGAUGUGGACCAAGGACUUGUGGAGCUUAGGAAAUUGGGAAUUGAGCAUCGACUUUGGGAAGCAUCCAGAAAAGUAUAUCAAGACAUUCACGGUAGUUGAUUGCUUAGCCUUCGAAUUUCUGCUGAACCUGGUUUGAGGGAUUACAUAUUGAUAUAUUAUACAAUACAUACAUACAUACAUAUAUAAUCGUUGAAUCAUCUUCAUUCUGUAUCUUGGACAGUCAGCCUCCACCGGCAGUUGUUCAGAGAGGUUGCUUAUACGUACCGAAGGUCCUUAUCUAAGAACUUGUACAUAGCUGUUAGCUAAACUAGGGAUGGAAUUCACGCUUUCUAUCAAUAAGAAUCAUAGAAAUCCUUGAUGCCAA